UCUAGUUACAUAUUUCUUCGUAUCACGGAACAUACUCUCUUCUGGUUUCUCUCUCUCUCUCUCUCUCUGUCUCAGAAAUCCACCUUGUGAUGGUGCCCUAGAUCCAUGGCUUCUCUGUCCAACCUUUGCAUGUGUUUCACUGUUGCUGAGUUUCAAGGCUACCGUUUUUCCUCUCUUCCCUCUCUGGGUCCUGGGAAACCCUUUGGUGGGUCCCACAUUCACAACUUUGCAAACUCACUUCCACCCAAAAGCUUGUAACUUGUGAACACCCUUCCAGUUAGUAUUUCACGCUCUCUUAGUUCCAAAUUUGGAAUCUUUGAUGCUUCCCCGUUCAUAAAUAACUGGUAUUUCAUUGGAUAAAUCAUUCCACUGAGUAAAAAAGUGUUUUUUUUGUUGUUUUAUUUUUACUAUUUUGAAGAUUUCCGAGGUUUGGUUUGUGGAAUUUCAGGUUGUAAACUGUUUGGUCAGGUUAUUGAGUUUUUUUGGAUGGAGUGAUCUGAGAUCACAUUUGGGGUUUUGUGAAUAUUGGGUUACUGUUGUAAUUAUUGUUACUUUUACAAUUUGUGUGUCUCCGUGUGUUUGUGGUCUAUGGUGAGUGAAGUGAAGAGGAGGAUGCUAAGAUAGUAUUGUGGGAAUGUAAUUGAAGGGGUGAGGACUGAGAAACAUUGAGAUUGAAACUUAGUGUUUGUGAAAGGGGGUUGUUUGUUGAGCAUAAUGGGUGGUGUCUGUUGCAAGCCCUCUGCCAUUGAGGAUAGCAAGGAGAGUCCAAGGGAGCGUAUGUCGACCAAGUCGGCUUCGUUGGACUCUUGUGUGCCGAGGGGUGCUUCGUUGAGGAGGGAGGAUGCAUAUAGGGUGAAAGAUAGGUAUGAUGGUAAUAAUGUGAGGACUGCUUUGAUUGAUAAGCAAGGGAACGGUUCUGUGCGGUUGCAAAGUGAAAAUGUUGAGAGGAAGAGGGAGAGAAUGGAGUGUGUUGUUGCUGCUCAACAACAUCCGGGGGCUGGUAGUGUUCCCAAGGCCUUGGAAGGGGAGCAGGUUGCAGCUGGAUGGCCAUCCUGGCUGGCAGCAGUGGCUGGAGAGGCUAUCAAGGGAUGGUUGCCGCGCCGUGCCGAUUCGUUCGAGAAGUUGGAUAAAAUUGGACAGGGAACUUAUAGUAAUGUUUAUAGGGCUCGUGAUCUUGAGCAAAAGAAAAUUGUUGCUUUGAAAAAAGUGAGGUUUGAUAAUCUUGAGCCAGAGAGUGUUCGCUUCAUGGCAAGGGAAAUUCACAUUCUACGUAGGCUUGAUCAUCCAAAUGUCAUAAAACUGGAAGGUCUUGUCACAUCAAGGAUGUCUUGCAGCUUAUACCUAGUUUUUGAAUACAUGGAGCAUGAUUUGGCUGGGCUUGCAUCACAUCCUAAACUGAAGUUUACUGAAGCACAGGUAAAAUGUUACAUGCAGCAACUUUUACGAGGACUUGAACACUGCCACAACUGUGGUGUGCUGCACCGUGACAUUAAGGGUUCGAACCUUUUGAUUGACAACAAUGGCAUCUUGAAGAUUGCAGACUUUGGUUUGGCAAGUGUUUUUGAUCCAAAUCGAACACAGCCUCUGACAAGCCGAGUUGUCACUCUUUGGUAUCGCCCACCAGAGCUUUUACUGGGUGCCACAUACUAUGGCACUGCUGUAGAUUUAUGGAGUACAGGCUGUAUACUUGCUGAGUUGUAUGCUGGCAAACCUAUAAUGCCUGGAAGAACUGAGGUGGAGCAGUUACAUAAAAUUUUUAAACUGUGUGGUUCACCUUCUGAGGAUUAUUGGAGAAAAUCAAAGUUGCCACAUGCAACAAUAUUUAAGCCCCAACAACCCUAUAGGCGUUGUGUUGCUGACACAUUCAAGGAUUUCGCUGCACCUGCUUUAGCACUCAUGGAGACUCUUUUGUCCAUAGAUCCUGCUGAUCGUGGAACUGCAGCAUCUGCUUUGAAGAGUGAGUUCUUUACAACAAAGCCUCUACCUUGUGAUCCUUCAAGUUUGCCAAAGUAUCCUCCUAGCAAAGAAUUUGAUGCCAAACUUCGGGAUGAACAAGCAAGAAGCAGGCAGGGUGCAACAGGAAGCAAGGGCCAGAGACAUGAUCUUGAAAGAAGAGGGGCAAGAGAAUCUCGAGCUGUUCCUGCACCUGAUGCCAAUGCUGAACUGCCACUGUCAAUGCAGAAGAGACAAAGUCAGGCUCAAUCAAAAAGCAGAAGUGAGAAGUUUAAUCCUCAUCUUGAAGAAGCUUCUGGAUUUCCCAUCGAUCCCCCCAGACCGUCACAAGCUGUAGAAGUAGGUAUAGAACCUCAGGUACCGCAGCAUAAAAGAGCCUCCCAUUCGGGUCCGCUGGCUCACCGAACUGCAUGGGGUAAAGCUGGGAAGAACCAGGAUGAUGCUCCAAAGAUUUCAGUCGGGGGCGAUCUAUCAACAAUCUCAGGCUUAGUUGCAGCUAGGAGUAUGUUGUCAGAUGAUCGCAGAGAAAGAUCUGGAUCGUCACAAAUGGAGGCAUCAAAAUUGAUGAACAGGUUCCCAGGAUCAUUCAAGGACAUCUCUGAAUUGUUGAUAAAACAGGAUCAAAGGCAUCAUGUACCGGGCCAAGUAGGCACUUCCCAAAAGGAAGAAGGGAGAAGCAGCAACAAAGACCUUGUUCUUGUUGGUUAUGGAUCAAAGGGUCAUAAAAUUCAUUACUCUGGUCCAUUAACAUCAAGCAACAUGGAUCAGGUGUUGAAAGACCAUGACUGCCAAAUUCAAGAGGCGGUUAGACGGGCACGUUUGGAUAAGGCAAAAAUGAGAAGGCUCCAAGCUGAAGGGAACCAGAUAACCAAUUCAUUAUUUGUUUCAGGCCGUUGAUUUGUAGAGUUGUUGAGAUGCAACAAGGCAUCAUAAAGGAUCUUUAAUUCUUUUUUAAUGGGGGGCCUGUAUAGGGAGAAAGUAUCCUUUGCAAAAUGCCCUGGUGGCCGUGUUAGGUAACUCUAUAGCUUAGAAAAGCUCUCCCUUAAAAUUUAUCACAUAUUUUCUUUCUACUUACCGCUGUAAUUUCUGGCAUAAGCCCAUUCUUGUAAAUCUUAUCAGCCUUAAGCUGUUAGAAAUCUGGGGAACAAUUGUGUCAUGAGAGUUAAUAAUAUUCACUCGGAAGAUGCCUGAGUAUAUGCUUUGUUCUGUGUCUUCUCUCA
Messenger RNA from Glycine soja, 3173 nucleotides. RefSeq names its product probable serine/threonine-protein kinase At1g54610. Lineage: Eukaryota; Viridiplantae; Streptophyta; Magnoliopsida; Fabales; Fabaceae. The coding region runs from base 715 to 2850 and encodes 711 amino acids. The record is from RefSeq and is a predicted model, not a curated record. Gene Ontology annotation, biological process: protein phosphorylation; positive regulation of transcription elongation by RNA polymerase II. Gene Ontology annotation, cellular component: cyclin-dependent protein kinase holoenzyme complex; nucleus. Gene Ontology annotation, molecular function: cyclin-dependent protein serine/threonine kinase activity; RNA polymerase II CTD heptapeptide repeat kinase activity; ATP binding. The transcript is spliced from 8 exons.